AUUCUUCCCCGAUUCUCCCAGUUGCGAGUUUCUCCCUCUCCCCACGGAAAAGAAAGCCGAAAAUGUGCGACGAAGACGUGGCAGCACUCGUUGUGGACAAUGGGUCCGGAAUGUGCAAGGCGGGCUUCGCCGGGGACGAUGCGCCCCGGGCCGUCUUCCCCUCCAUCGUCGGCCGGCCCCGUUAUCAGGGAAUCAUGGUGGGAAUGGGUCAGAAGGACUCAUACGUCGGGGACGAAGCCCAGAGCAAGCGAGGUAUCCUCACGGUGAAGUACCCGAUCGAACACGGCAUCGUCACCAACUGGGACGACAUGGAGAAGAUCUGGCACCACACCUUCUACAACGAGCUCCGGGUGGCCCCCGAGGAGCACCCCGUCCUGCUGACCGAGGCACCCCUUAACCCCAAGGCGAACCGAGAGAAGAUGACCCAGAUCAUGUUCGAGACGUUCAACACCCCAGCCAUGUACGUGGCGAUCCAAGCCGUGCUUUCGCUGUACGCAUCCGGUCGAACGACCGGUAUCGUGCUGGACAGCGGUGACGGUGUGAGCCACACGGUGCCCAUCUACGAGGGGUAUGCCCUGCCCCAUGCCAUCCUUCGUUUGGAUCUGGCCGGGCGGGACCUCACCGAUUACCUCAUGAAGAUCCUCACGGAGAGAGGCUAUUCCUUCACGACCACAGCCGAGAGAGAAAUCGUGAGAGACAUCAAGGAGAAGCUCUGCUACGUCGCCCUGGACUUCGAGCAGGAAAUGGCCACGGCAGCGAGCAGCAGCUCCCUCGAGAAGUCCUACGAGCUCCCCGACGGCCAGGUGAUCACGAUCGGCAACGAGCGAUUCCGCUGCCCGGAGGCCCUGUUCCAGCCGAGCUUCCUCGGCAUGGAGUCCUGCGGCAUCCACGAGACGACGUACAACUCCAUCAUGAAGUGCGACGUGGACAUCCGUAAGGAUCUGUACGCGAACACGGUGCUGUCCGGAGGCACCACGAUGUACCCGGGCAUCGCGGACCGCAUGCAGAAGGAGAUCACGGCCCUCGCUCCCUCCACGAUGAAGAUCAAGAUCAUCGCCCCGCCCGAGAGGAAGUAUUCCGUCUGGAUCGGUGGGUCCAUCCUGGCUUCCCUUUCGACCUUCCAGCAGAUGUGGAUCUCCAAGCAGGAGUACGACGAGUCCGGCCCCAGCAUCGUGCACAGGAAAUGCUUUUAAUUGCUUCCCGUUUUUCUUCCGUCCCACCACCGGCGUCUUGUUUUUCUCUCUAUCUCUCUCUUUGCGUUUUUACAUUCCUUUCUCUUUCGCCUGUGCAUUCCAGACGUUCGCUUGGUAAUUCCUGUUCAGUCCAUUCCUCGCCAUCAGGUUUCCAGCCGUGAGAUGAAUGAUGAAUAUUUUUGCAUGGCCAUUUCAUUCAGUAUAUUUAUAAAUUAUUGUUUCGAAAGAAGAGCGCCUUAGGUUAGCUUUUUCUGCCAAUAAAAGUGAAAAUCCGGAGCGUG
Messenger RNA from Darwinula stevensoni, 1474 nucleotides. The record is from the annotation of a GenBank genome assembly. NCBI's taxonomy places the organism in Eukaryota, Metazoa, Arthropoda, Ostracoda, Podocopida, Darwinulidae.